CUGAGGCGGAAUGGAGUCGAGUGAAGGAGCUGGAGCAGAAAGUCAUCACUCUGCUGAAGAAUGAGCUGAACAAAUAUAAGAAAAUACUGAGUCCAGAUUACCCAGAAUGCCCUGAGGUGAAGGAUGAGGAGGAUCAAUGUAGUUUCAGAGAGGAGGUGCUGAAGAUCACGCUACAUGUCCUGAAGAAGAUGAACCAGACAGAUUUAGCCAACACACUGCAGACCAAGCUGAUCUCUGUUUAUCAGAAGAACCUCAAAACCAAACUGAGAGAGAAAUAUAAAAGAAUUAAUGAAGGAAUCUCACAGCAUGGAUCAUCAGUUCUCCUGGAUCAGAUCUACACUGAGCUCUACAUCACAGAGGGUUCGAGUGGAGGCGUCAAUAAUGAACAUGAGGUGAGACAGAUUGAAACGACAUCCAGGAGACCAACAACACAGGAGAAACCGAUCAAAUGUAAUGACCUCUUUAAAGACACGUCAAUCAGAACUGUGCUGACUAAAGGAGUUGCUGGAAUUGGAAAAACAGUCUCUGUGCAGAAGUUCAUUCUGGACUGGGCUGAAGGAAAAGCCAAUCAGAACGUUCUCUUCAUGGUCCCACUUCCCUUUAGAGAGCUGAAUCUGAUGAAGGAGAAACAUCUCAGUCUGAUGGAGCUUCUUCAUUAUUUUUUUCCAGAAUUGAAAAAAAUAAAAUCAAUAAACUGCAGCACCUACAAGAUCAUUUUCAUCUUUGAUGGUCUGGAUGAGUGUCGACUUCCUCUAAACUUCCAGAACAAUGAGACUGUGUGGGAUGUAACAGAAUCAGCCUCAGUGGAUGUGCUGCUGACAAACCUCAUCAAGGGGAACCUGCUUCCCUCUGCUCUCCUCUGGAUCACCUCUCGACCAGCUGCAGCCAAUCAGAUCCCUCCUGAGUGUGUAGCCCAGGUAACAGAGGUACGAGGGUUCAGUGAUCCUCAGAAAGAGGAGUACUUCAGGAAGAGGAUCAGUGAUGAGGACCUGGCCAGUAAAAUCAUCAAACACAUGAAGUCAUCAAGAAGCCUCUACAUCAUGUGUCACAUUCCAGGCUUCUGCUGGAUUUCAGCCUCUGUUCUAGAGAGAAUUCUGGGUGAAGCAGAGGGUGGAGAGAUCCCCAAAACUCUGACUCAAAUGUUCACCCACUUCCUGAUCUUUCAGAUCAAACACAAGGAGAAAAAGUAUCAUGAGAAAUGUGACCCCGACGCUCAUCAGACCAGAGAGACGAUACUGGCACUGGGAAAACUGGCUUUCCAACAGCUGGAGAAAGGAAACCUGAUCUUCUAUGAAGAAGACCUGAGAGAGUGUGGUAUUGAUGUCAGAGAAGUGUCAGUGUACUCAGGAGUGUGCACCCAAAUCUUCAGAGAGGAGUUUGGGUUACACCUAAAGGUCUUCAGCUUUGUUCAUCUGAGCGUCCAGGAGUUUCUGGCUGCUUUAUUUGCAUUCAUCUGCAAAAAUCCAACAGAACAACAAACCACUGAUCUGUCUGAUUUGUUCACCAAGUCCAGCAUGUCUGAUUUUCUCAAGAGUGCAGUGGACAAGGCCUUACAGAGUGAGAAUGGACACCUGGACCUUUUCCUUCGCUUCCUUCUGGGUCUUUCACUGGAGUCCAAUCAGACUCUCUUACGAGACCUACUGACACAGACAGGAAGUAGCUCUCACAGUAAACAGGAAACUGUAGAGUACAUCAAGGAGAAAAUCAGGGAGAAUCCCUCACCAGAGAAAUCCAUCAAUCUGUUCCACUGUCUGAAUGAACUGAAUGAUCAUUCUCUAGUGCAGGAGGUCCAGAUUUACCUAAACAGAAUAGAACCUUGUUAUGAAUAUUAUGAUCCUGGUUGUCUCAGUGGAACCAGACUCUCUCCUGCUCAGUGGUCAGCACUGGUGUUUGUGUUGCUGAACUAAGAAGAAAAUUUGGAGGAGUUUAAUUUGAGGAAAUAUAACAGAU
Messenger RNA from Trichomycterus rosablanca, 1950 nucleotides. Its product is annotated as NLR family CARD domain-containing protein 3-like. The record is from RefSeq and is a predicted model, not a curated record. Gene Ontology annotation, biological process: intracellular signal transduction. The transcript has 3 exons. Lineage: Eukaryota; Metazoa; Chordata; Actinopteri; Siluriformes; Trichomycteridae. The coding region runs from base 189 to 1907 and encodes 572 amino acids.